Messenger RNA from Fragaria vesca subsp. vesca, 1164 nucleotides. RefSeq names its product F-box protein CPR30-like. Gene Ontology annotation, molecular function: protein binding. The coding region runs from base 1 to 1164 and encodes 387 amino acids. Lineage: Eukaryota; Viridiplantae; Streptophyta; Magnoliopsida; Rosales; Rosaceae. The transcript has a single exon. The record is from RefSeq and is a predicted model, not a curated record.
AUGUUAGAGAAUUUUCCUGAAGAAAUCGGACAUGAUAUCCUAUUCAGACUACCUAUCGUGUGUCUGGUCAGAUGCACAUCGGUGAGCAAGGCAUGGAUGUCCAUUAUCAGAAGUUCAAGCUUUAUUCACUCCCACCUCAACCGCAAAAACCACCCUAGUAACCACCAUGAGACUCCUCAACUUCUACUGCACGGUGCCCGCUUUCCAGCUUCUACUGCAUUGUCGCCGCCACCAACUACAGAAGAGCCUAAAGAUGUGUGCUGUUUGCAUUAUGAUAACAACCAUGAUUUUGAUGACUGCUGUCAGAUAGAUUUUCUAUUUAGCGGAUUGGUAAGGCAGGCAAAUAGGCGCUUCCGUGUGGCUGGCAUUUGUGACGGGAUAGUGUUUAUUGAGGAUGAUUUAGUAUGGAAAAGGUACACCUUAUGGAACCCAGCAAUAGGAAAGGCAGUGAUGCUUCCUUGGCCUGGUUUGAUUCAUGGUCCUUUUGAAGAGUCUGUUGGGUUUGGUUUUGAUGCUUUGGCCAACGACUACAAGGUUGUUCGGCUUGUCACUCCUCAGAUUUCUUUUGAUUAUGCGAAAAGUCCUACUGUGGCUGAGGUUUAUUCACUAGCCACGGGAUCAUGGAGAAGUCUUGGUUUAGUUGUUCCUCCAUGCCGAAUAGAUAGAACAAGACCAUACACCUAUUGUAAUAGCGCUAUUCAUUGGACUGUAAGACAUUGGAAAGAUGAUCAUUAUUUCAUUUUGGCAUUGGAUCUUGGCAGUGAGUCGUUUCGCGAGAUAAGGAUGCCAAAGGGUACUGAAUUGCACUUGGAAUCUGAAGUUUCUGUUUCAGGAGAUGGGAAAUCUCUUUCUCUGUUCACAGAGUAUUGUGAUUAUUAUGUUGACCUAUGGUUAAUGAAAGAGUAUUGCAAACAGGAGUCAUGGAUAAGUCUCUGUCGACAAGGUCCAGAAGGAUGUUUGCCCCGUCCAUUAUGUUUCAGAAAGAGCGGUGAAGUAAUUUUGGCACUGAGAAACAAUGAAAGGGAAAGUGAAAGCUUAGUUUCGCUUGACACUGUGAGCCAACAAUUCAACAAUCUCGGGAGUUCAGAGUAUCGAUAUUGCUCUAUUCAUUCUUAUGAAGAGAGCCUUGUUUUACUUGACAUGGACAGUGCAGUAUCUUGUUAA